AUGCGCGGCAAACGUUCAAAGCAGUAUCGCAAGCUCAUGCACCAGUAUGAGCUUUCCUUCAACUUCCGUGUCCCCUACCAGGUCUUGAUAGACGCCGAAAUGAUCAAGGAUACUUUUCGCUUCAAGAUGAAUCUCCCCCUCUUCCUGGAACGUACCCUCCAUGGAGAAAUCAAGCCCAUGAUCACACAAUGCUCAAUACGUCAUCUGUAUACCGCCGAUGCGCCCGAUGUCGCCUCAAAGAAUGCCUGGAUCGAUACUGCAAAGUCCUUCGAGCGCCGUCGCUGCAAUCACCACACUCUCGACGAGCCUCUGUCAACCCUGGAAUGCCUCAAGUCCGUAGUCGAUCCCAAGGAUAGCAGCACAAACAAAAACCGCUAUGUUGUCGCCAGUCAAGACCAGAAGGUCAGAUCUGCCAUGCGUAGAAUCACCGGUGUACCUCUCAUCUACGUCAACCGCAGUGUCAUGAUCAUGGAGCCCAUGGCAACACAGACUGAAGAGUUCAGAGAAGCAGAGGAGAUGGGCAAGGUCAGAGCCGGCUUGAAGGGCAGAAGAGGUGCCGCCCCCGAGCAAGCCUUGAAGCGCAAGAGAGAGGAUGACGACGAAGACGACGCUGGAGCAGAAGGCGGUGCUCCUGCACCAGGCGCGGACGCUGCGCCAAAGAAGCGCGUGAGAAAGGGUCCCAAGGGUCCCAACCCUCUCAGUAUGAAAAAGUCAAAGAAGCAAACAACGAAAGAGGAGGCAGAGAGGCAAGCAAUCAGAAAGGCUAUAAAGUCAGAUCCACAAGCUGCAGAAAAGGCUCUUCCUGCAGACAUCGCAAUUGAGGCGACAGCAGAUGGCGGCGAAGACGGAGCCGGCAAGAAGAGACGGCGAAGAAAGCACAAGACUGCCGCAGAUCAGGCAGACGCCGACGAUGCUCCUGCUAUUGCUAUGGAGGUCAAUGCAUGA
Messenger RNA from Aureobasidium subglaciale EXF-2481, 945 nucleotides. RefSeq lists its product as uncharacterized. Gene Ontology annotation, molecular function: small ribosomal subunit rRNA binding. The transcript is spliced from 2 exons. Lineage: Eukaryota; Fungi; Ascomycota; Dothideomycetes; Dothideales; Saccotheciaceae. The coding region runs from base 1 to 945 and encodes 314 amino acids. Gene Ontology annotation, cellular component: small-subunit processome; nucleolus. The record is from RefSeq and is a predicted model, not a curated record.